AUGUCCAUAUCCAGCCCCCCCAAACGAUCCUCUUCCACCAGUGCCAAACCCCUUUACGCCUCACAGUCUACCCUCCCUCAUCUCCCUGUUCCAACUCUCAAUUCGACAUUCCACAAAUACCUCGAAACGCUCAAGCCGCUGCUUACCACUGAGGAAUAUAGCCGAAACGAGGGGCUGGUUCAAUCCUUCUUGAAGAGUGAUUUUUCAAAAGUACUUCAAAAAAGAUUAGAAGAUCGAUCGAAAGAAAAGGAAUCAUGGUUGAGCGAAUGGUGGAAUGAUACUGCCUAUAUGGGUUAUAGAGGUCGAAUCAUCCCCGAUGUUAGUUAUUUCUAUAUCCACAAGAGAGGAUUAGGACAGGGGGCGAGUCAAGAGGAAAGAGCGGCGGAACUGGUGAGAGCUACAGUAGAGUUCAAGAAAUUGGUUGAUAGCGAAAUACUAGAACCUGAAAAAGUCAAAGGUCAACCAUUAUGUAUGAACUCGUAUCAAUACUUGUUCAACGCAGUCAGAACACCCACCAAACCCGCCGAUAUACCUGUGAAUCACGGACCUGACCACCACCACAUCGUCGUAUUAAGGAAUAACAGGUAUUUCAAAGUUGAUACGAAAGGGAGAGGCAAACAGGAUCUAGUCAAUGCUUUCAAAGAAAUUAAGAAAAUUGCAGAUGCCAAAGAAGGUAGUGGGUUGGGGAUCUUGACGAGUGAUAAUCGAGAUGUAUGGACUGAUGCUCGAGACCACCUAAUCUCCCUCUCACCAAGCAACAAAUCCUCCAUCGAUGCUAUUGACUCUGCUAUUCUCCUUGUGUGUCUAGAUGAUGGACCUGCUCCUUCCACGGACGAUUCCAGAGCAUGGUCCCUUUGGGCUGGUGGACAUGAUAGAUCACCUAGUCGGAAAGGGUUCAAUAGAUGGUUCGAUAAACAUCAGAUCAUCGUGGAUGCUGAUGGAGAAUCGGGAUUCAAUGGUGAACACUCGAUGUUGGAUGGGACACCCACCCUGCGUCUGAACGAGUUCACGCUGGCCUCCCUCCAAGCUGGUAAGAUACCGCUAGAAUUACCCGGAAACGAGAAAUCGAAAGAUCCCAUGCCCAAACCUGAAGAAGUGGAAUUUGUAUUGGAUGAAAAAUUGAAAGGCAUCGUGGAGAAGUCAAGGAAAGGCUUUGGUGAAGAGAUGGGACUACAGGAUCUAAAGAUGGUCAACUUCGAAGGGUAUGGUAAAAACUUGAUCAAAACGCAUAAAGUCUCACCAGACGGAUGGGUCCAAAUGGUAAAACAACUUGCUUUCCAUCGACAGUUCGGUCGACCUGGAAUAACCUACGAAUCAUGUCAGACACGUAAAUUCCUAUUGGGUCGAACCGAGGUUAUCCGAUCUGCUUCCUCUCAAUCUAAAGAAUUCUGCGAGGCGAUGUUAGAUUCCAACGCGAAAGAUACGGAAAGAGAAGGAAAGUUCCGCAAAGCAAUCGAAAGACAUAUUCAAUAUUCGUCUUGGGCCGCGGAUGCUCAGGGAGUAGAUAGACAUUUGUUCGGAUUAAAGAAAUUGGUAAAUACCACACAAGGAGAGACGGUACCAGAGGUAUUCACGGAUAAAGCUGGGUUGAGGAGUGGGCAUUGGGAAUUGAGUACGAGUCAGUUAAGUAGUAAAUUAUUGGAUGGAUGGGGUUAUGGUGAAGUCGUCGAAGAUGGCUAUGGACUUUCGUACUCUAUCUUGGACGAUAAAAUCACAUGGUGUAUAACUACCAAGAAUAACGAUGCUGAGAAAUUCGGUGAUGCACUUUGCGCCGCGGCGGAGGAGUUGAAGGAGAUGAUGGAAAGGGCCAAGAAAUCGGCUGGCGAGAAAGGUUCCAAGUUGUGA
This is a messenger RNA of Kwoniella botswanensis, 1845 nucleotides long. RefSeq lists its product as uncharacterized. Lineage: Eukaryota; Fungi; Basidiomycota; Tremellomycetes; Tremellales; Cryptococcaceae. Gene Ontology annotation, biological process: carnitine metabolic process. The record is from RefSeq and is a predicted model, not a curated record. Gene Ontology annotation, molecular function: carnitine O-acetyltransferase activity. Gene Ontology annotation, cellular component: mitochondrion; peroxisome. Bases 1 to 1845 code for a protein of 614 amino acids. The transcript is spliced from 7 exons.